Molecule: messenger RNA, 2124 nt
Organism: Penicillium taxi
Lineage: Eukaryota; Fungi; Ascomycota; Eurotiomycetes; Eurotiales; Aspergillaceae
Gene: hsp88
Product: Hsp70 chaperone Hsp88
Exons: 5
Coding region: 1-2124 (707 amino acids)
Biological process (GO): protein folding
Cellular component (GO): cytosol; nucleus
Molecular function (GO): ATP-dependent protein folding chaperone; ATP binding
Source: RefSeq, a predicted model, not a curated record
AUGUCUGUUGUCGGUAUUGAUUUCGGUGCCCAGAGCACCAAGAUUGGUGUUGCCCGGAACAAGGGUAUCGAUAUUAUUACUAACGAGGUUUCCAACCGACAAACUCCUUCCCUCGUCGGAUUCACUGCCCGCAGCAGAGUCAUUGGUGAGGCUGCCAAGACACAAGAGACCUCCAACUUGAAAAACACCAUCGGGUCUCUUAAGCGCCUCAUUGGCCGCAGUUACAACGACCCCGAUGUCGAGAUUGAGAAGCAGUACACCAGCGCCAGCAUCGUUGAUGUCAACGGCCAGGCAGGUGUCGAGGUCAACUACCUUGGUAAGAAGGAGAAGUUCACUGCGACCCAGCUCGUCGCUAUGUACUUGACCAAAAUCAAGGAUAUCACUACCAAGGAGCUGAAGGCUAAGGUUCCCAUUUCUGAUGUCACUAUCAGUGUUCCUUCCUGGUUCACCGACAUCCAGCGCCGGGCUAUGAUCGAUGCGGCUGACAUUGCUGGUCUCAAUGUGCUCCGUCUCGUCAAUGACACCACCGCUACCGCCAUCGGUUACGGUAUCACCAAGCUCGACCUUCCCGGCCCCGAAGAGAAGCCCCGCCGUGUCGCCUUUGUCGACAUCGGCUACAGUGACUACACUGUCAGCAUUGUCGAGUUCCGCAAAGGUGAGCUCAACGUCAAGGCUACUGCUUUCGACCGUCACUUCGGUGGUCGUGACUUCGACAAGGCUCUGACUGAGCACUUCGCCGACGAGUUCAAGGAGAAGUUCAAGGUUGACAUCCGCACCAACCCCAAGGCUUACUCACGAACCAUCGCCGCCGCCGAGAAGAUGAAGAAGGUGCUCUCCGCCAACCCCCAGGCCCCUCUCAGCAUCGAAUCUUUGAUGGAGGAUGUCGACGUCCGCGCCCUCGUCAAGCGUGAGGAGCUUGAGCUCAUGGUAAAGGUCCUCCUGGACCGACUUACCGUUCCUCUGGAGCAGGCCCUUGCUGAUGCCAAGCUGGCUGUUGAGGAUAUUGACUUUGUCGAGAUGAUUGGUGGCUCCACCCGUGUUCCCGCCAUCAAGGAGACUAUUUCCAAGUUCUUCAACAAGAAUCUCUCAUUCACCUUGAACCAGGACGAGGCUAUUGCCCGUGGUUGCGCUUUCUGCUGUGCUACCCUCUCCCCUGUGUUCCGUGUCCGUGACUUCGCUGUGCACGACAUCGUCAACUACCCCAUCGACUUCACCUGGGAGCAAUCCCCCGAGAUCCCCGAUGAGGACACCAGCCUCACUGUUUUCAACCGCGGCAAUGUGAUGCCUUCCACCAAGAUCCUUACUUUCUACCGCAAGCAGGCCUUUGACCUCGAGGCCCGCUACUCCAACCCCGAAGACAUGCCCGGAAAGAUCAACCCCUGGAUUGGCCGCUUCUCCGUUAAGGGCGUCCAGGUCGAUGCCAACAACGACUUCAUGAUCUGCAAGCUCAAGGCCCGCCUUAACUUGCACGGUAUCCUGAAUGUCGAGUCCGGAUACUACGUCGAGGACGUCGAGGUUGAGGAGCCCAUCCCUGAGGAGGGUGAUGCCAUGGAUACCGAGGACAAGGGUGAGGAGCAGCCCAAGAAGACCCGCAAGGUGAAGAAGCAGGUCCGCAAGGGUGACCUGCCCAUUUCAGCCGGCACUGGCGGCAUCGACCAGACCACCAAGGACGCCCUCCAAGAGCGUGAGAACGCAAUGUAUAUGGAAGACAAACUUGUUGCCGAGACUGACGAGAAGAAGAACGAGCUUGAGGCUUCCAUCUACGAGCUCCGUGACAAGAUCGACGGUGUCUACUCCGAGUUCGCUAACGAAGACGAGAAGGAGAAGCUCCGUGCCAAGCUGAUGACCAUUGAGGACUGGCUUUACGAGGAGGGCGAGGACACCACCAAGUCCGUCUACGUUGCCAAGAUGGAUGAGAUCCGCUUCAUUGCCGGUCCCAUCAUCCAGCGCUACAAGGAGAAGGUCGAGGCUGAGCGUGAUGCCAUCCUGAAGGCCGAGGCUGAGGCAGCUGCCAAGAAGCGUGCCGAGCUCGAGGCUAAGAAGGCCGAGGAGGAUGCCAAGAAGGCUGAGGAGGCCAAGCCCGAGGGUGACGCCGAGAUGAAGGAUGCCGAUGAGGCUCAGUAG